This is a messenger RNA of Periconia digitata, 1683 nucleotides long. The record is from the annotation of a GenBank genome assembly. Lineage: Eukaryota; Fungi; Ascomycota; Dothideomycetes; Pleosporales; Periconiaceae.
AUGAAUCCAAUGGAAAAUAUCGAGGAGAUAAUGAAGACGAAUGUCACAUCGACCACCCACAACACAACUUACUCUGCCUUGUCCCCAACCAGGCCUGAGCUCAGCCAGGCGAAUCGCGUCGUCCUUAUCACGGGAGGGGGAACAGGUAUCGGGAAGUCAAUGGCUCAACACUUUGCCCUUGCCUCUGCGUCUCACGUUAUCAUCGCUGGAAGAAGAGUUGACGUCCUGGAUGCCGCUGUCAAAGAGCUUAGUGAGGCAGCAACAGAGGCCAAGAGCCCCACCCAAUUCCUCCGCUAUAAAUUGGACCAGAGCAGCAAAUCUGAUAUCACCGCCCUUUUCGAGGACCUCGCGGCUAAGAGCCUGGCAGUUGAUGUUUUGGUCUUGAAUGCAGCCAAAUUUGCAGAUAUGACGCCCCUCGUCGAGUUGGGCACGGACGAAUUGUGGGGCCAUAUGGAAGCCAAUGUGCGGAGUGCAAUGUACUUGACCGAGUUUUUUAUGAAGCAGAACCCUGACAAGAAGAAGUAUCUCGUCAAUAUGACGAGCGCCGUUAUUCACUCUCAGACCCAUCCUAUGGUUGUGAACUUAGCGCCCUACUAUAUCAGCAAAUCCGCUGCAGCCGUGUAUAUACAGGCAAUUGCAAAUCAAACAUCUCGAGAGCAGUUGCAAGUGGUUACGCUCCAUCCUGGCACAGUAUUUGGAGAUGGUUUCGAAAGAAUAGGCAUUACCGAGGACAUGCUUCCUUUCGAUGAUGUCAAACUACCUGGUUCAUAUGGCGUGUGGGCGGCUUCCGACGAGGCUGCUUUUCUGCAUGGACGUACGGUGUGGGCUGCUUGGGAUGUGGAAGAGCUAGCGAAUGGAGAUGUAGGGAAGUUGAUCAAAUCGGACCCAGACUAUCUACAGAUGAGUCUUGUGGGGUUGAAACUUGGCAAUCGGGCCCCUGGUUAUUGAGACGACCACCAAAUUUCACCGAGAUGGUCAUUCCUGCAAGAGAUUUGGGGUUUGUUUCCAUGCAUUCAGAAUAAACAACACGCAUCCGGCAGGCUUCUCUCAUGUGUGCCAUUAUGUGCAAUAUGUCUCUGCGCCAGAGCACUUACCAUUCUUGCGCCCAACGCAGUUGUUCCUCGUAUUAGAGGAUUCUAAAUAGUAGGGUAUUAGACAAUAGAAUAGUGCAAUUGUCAUGUUCAUUUUGUGUGCUGGAGUGUUUUGUCUCCAACAUUCCGCAUUCCACAGUAACAAAUUUUGAGUACGAUACCAACCAACUUGACAAAGUUGAAGCAUUGAUCGGGCUUGUCACAUUCUACAAUACCUUUCCCCGCCAGUUGCCAUUACUCACUAGGUCUCACCUAGUUCGGCGCUUGGGAAAGGGUUGUGAGACAUCUAGGCUAGUAGGCUAGUAGGCCGACAACCUUUUCUUCUAAUAGACACCUCCCGGUCCGUGAUAUGCUUCCUGUGCACCACCAGUAUGUUUGAAAUACGAAUCAAUCACAGAUCAGUCUGGUGAUCACCUUUCUUAUUUUUAACACAGUACACACGUAUUAACCCCUGCGCCGUGACACACGCACACCCCUUCGCCACUCUAAACCGCAAAAUCGAUGCAAUAAAGCGACAGUUACAUUUUACAAUCAGCGAUCUGAGAGUGCCCACCUCCGAACCAAAUAGCCACUUAUAACUCGUACGACUUCC